UAAGAGACGAAUUAAAAAUUAUGUAGGUAUAAAUUCGAUCACGUCAUCCCUUCUCCCUCUUGCAAGAACACUUAACUUCCUUUGCAACCAAAAAAAAAAUCGACAUCCAUCUCUACCUCCAUCCACGUGUUUUACCUCUUCGAUUCCCCAUUAAUUACACAAUUUGCCAUUCUUUCUACCCAUUUUCGUCCGUUACGACGAUAAACUAAUCAAUCUUAUCUUCCCCUUUUUAUCAUCAUCGGAUUCCCUUUAGAUCUAACGUCUAGGAAUCAACUUUAUACACAAAAGCAAGAAAACACUGGCGUUUUCCGCAGCAUACAAAAACCCCAUUUUCCUCCCUGUGCUACCAAUUCCCUUUCUAUCAAUUUCUUUAGCUUUAUAUAUAUAUAUAUAUAUAUAUAUUUAUUUAUUUAUUUUUAUAUAUUUAUCUUCCCUAAUUUCUGGUUGGUAUGAGUUUAUAUGUUGGUGUGGAUUAUCAACCAUGCCCAACGUCCCUAAGUCUCACAAAUACUCUUCACUCUCCAUCUUCGAACAACCCAUUGCAAAGGACCCUUGGCCCUUUUCUUGUUCUUCCUUGUAACUUUCUUUUUCUUUAAAGAAAGUAGGGUUUUUGCCUUUGGGGUUCUUGUUCUUGGGGUUUUUUUGGGUAAUUGUUGGAGAAAUGGGUAGUGGAGAGAAAAGUUUGAGGAGCUUUCAUUUACACCUACCACACCUUCAUCAUCAUCAUGGGAAGAAGCAAGCGAGGGAUGUGCCAAAAGGAUGUUUAGCUAUCAAGGUUGGAUCAGAAGGAGAGGAGCAACAGAGAUUUGUGGUGCCUGUUAUAUACUUUAAUCACCCCUUGUUCAUGCAACUGUUGAAAGAAGCUGAGGAAGAGUAUGGGUUCGAUCAGAAGGGUACGAUCACAAUCCCAUGUCAUGUAGAGGAGUUUAGGAAUGUCCGGGGCUUGAUUGAUAGGGAAAAGUCCCUUGAUCAUCAACAUCACAUCGGAUGUUUUAGGGUUUGAAUUCUUGUUAGUAACAGAUAAAAAAGAACAAAAAAGAUAAAAAUGAUUUAUGGUUUUCUAUGUGCCAAACAAGGGCGCCCUAAACCAUGAAGAAAUAGAUUUUAAUUAGUAGUAUAAUCUUUUUCUUGGUUUUGUAAAUUCGGGAGUGUUUUUCAUUUUUAGUUUGUUUUAUUGCUUUUUCCUGUUUCUUGGUAGACCUUAGAUGGUUGGUUGAUAAGGAUGAUGAUAAAAGAUGAUGCGAUAAUAACCAAAAUGUUGCUUGCAAUUGCAGUGACUUCGUUAUUUUGUUAGGAACCACAAUGAAAAAGAAGAAGUAACUGCCUUUUUCUUUUCUUUUGUUAUUCUUUUCUCUUCUUUUCUUUCCUUUUCUUUUCUUUUCAAUGCUAAAGAUGAAUAUUUUGAAGAAUUGAAUGGUGUCUGGCAUCAGUAGAAUAGACAAGAGCUUUUGGUAGGGUCAUUGCUUUUGCUUUAAGUUUGAAAUAUUGGGCACGAUAACUGUGGAAAUCACUCUCAGUAAUCAUGAAGUUAAUUAAACUGGCUAAAAAUUUUACAUUUAGUGGUGAGGCAUGAAAUGUUUGGAAUUUCAUUUUUCCUUCUAUGCCAACUCUUGAAAAAUGACAUUGAUAUGUUGCUGAAGUUCAUAUCAAAAAGUCUUAUCAGCAAAUGAGCAACAAAAGUUAAAAGAGUAGUACUUUACAA
Durio zibethinus is the source of this 1702-nucleotide messenger RNA. Its product is annotated as SAUR-like auxin-responsive protein family. Gene Ontology annotation, biological process: response to auxin. Lineage: Eukaryota; Viridiplantae; Streptophyta; Magnoliopsida; Malvales; Malvaceae. The record is from RefSeq and is a predicted model, not a curated record.